GCAGUAAGGAAUUUCUUUUACUCCUGUGCUGGCUGGUGUGUCGUUACCUUCAUUCUGGGAGUCUGUGAUCGACACAGUGACAACAUCAUGCUGACAAAAGCUGGGCGCAUGUUCCACAUAGAUUUUGGAAGAUUUUUGGGUCACGCACAGAUGUUUGGAAGCAUCAGAAGGGACCGAGCUCCCUUCAUCUUCACGUCAGAGAUGGAGUAUUUCAUCACGGAAGGGGGAAAAAACCCACAGCGCUUUCAAGAGUUUGUGGAGCUUUGUUGUCGAGCUUAUAACACAGUCAGGAAACACAGCCAGUUACUCUUGAACCUGCUGGAGAUGAUGCUGCAUGCAGGAUUGCCUGAGCUGAACAGCAUCCAGGAUCUAAAGUAUGUGUAUGACAACCUCCGUCCUCAGGACUCAGAUCUCCAGGCUACAAGCUACUUUACAAGGAAAAUAAAGGAAAGUUUGGAGUGCUUCCCUGUUAAACUCAAUAACUUGAUCCACACACUUGCACAGAUGUCAGUGACAGGCUCUGCAAAGCCUCCAGCUCCAGAGGCUGUCCCCCAGGAAUGGAUGAUGCUGGACACAGAGAAGUCAAUCGCAAGAGCCACCAUUUUGGGAUUCAGCAAAAAGCCUGACUCUAUAUAUCUAGUCCAGGUGGUGCAAACCUGCAACGUGGUCACUUUUGUGGAAAAAUCGUUUGACCAGUUCUCAAAACUUCACGGCCAUCUCCAGAAGCAAUUUCCAUCUCAUGCCCUCCCAGAGUUUCCCCACUCAUGGCAUUUACCUUUUGUGGAUCUUGAACAUAAAAGAGUGAAGGAUUUGAAUCUCUAUCUGAAGAAGCUAUUAAGCGGCACCAGGAGACUGGCUAAUAAUGAGCUUGUACUCAGCUUCUUCCUGAAUUGGUCCAAAAAUACCUUGGCAGAAGAUUCAUCAUCUGUGACCCUAGGUCCUCAGUCAAUUGGUCAUAAGCCUGGUGUACAGUUAGUGAUAUCCUACGAGAACACACGCCUGACAAUAAUGUUGAAACACAUGAGGAACAUU
Messenger RNA from Empidonax traillii (willow flycatcher), 1032 nucleotides. Its product is annotated as phosphatidylinositol 4-phosphate 3-kinase C2 domain-containing subunit gamma-like. Lineage: Eukaryota; Metazoa; Chordata; Aves; Passeriformes; Tyrannidae. Gene Ontology annotation, molecular function: phosphatidylinositol binding; 1-phosphatidylinositol-4-phosphate 3-kinase activity; 1-phosphatidylinositol-3-kinase activity. The record is from RefSeq and is a predicted model, not a curated record. The annotation marks the transcript as partial. The transcript is spliced from 8 exons. Gene Ontology annotation, biological process: cell migration; phosphatidylinositol 3-kinase/protein kinase B signal transduction; phosphatidylinositol-3-phosphate biosynthetic process. Gene Ontology annotation, cellular component: phosphatidylinositol 3-kinase complex; plasma membrane; cytoplasm.